AAUUGUCCAAUCAACGAUUUCUUCGUUUGACGUUAUCUUUAUAUUAAUUCAUGUUAUGAAAAUAAAAUUCAUUAUCAUUGAAAUUAAUCCUUAAUUUAUAUAUUAAUAAUAAGUGGAACGAUCUUACAAUGAUUGGUGCACUAAUAAUCAUAUUAACAUUAGGUCUAUUUGGCACUACACAGUGCGUCAACAAUCCUGUCGAAGAAGAAGUAGGCAAUGGCAGAUAUGUGAUUGAAGGAAGAGUGUAUCCCCCUGAUGACCAAAAUUUGCACAGCUGGCAAGUGGACACCCGCAUCCACGUGAACGGAGGAGAGUACAUAGGUUUCAUAAGGGAAGAUAGUACUUUUGUGAUACAUAAUGUGCCAACGGGAUCCUACGUAGUUGAAGUUAUUAACCCAGACUACAUGUACGAGCCAGUUCGCGUUGAAAUCAACUCCAAAGGCAAGUACCGAGCCAGGAAACUGAAUUACAUACAAACUUCACAAGUAAUACAAGUUCAGUAUCCACUUCGAAUGAAGGUACUCACGAAAUUCCGCUAUUUCCAAGUACGUGAACAGUGGCGUCUCACCGACUUCAUGUUCAACCCCAUGGUGAUCAUGAUGGUACUCCCACUGUUGCUCAUUAUGGUUCUGCCAAAGAUGAUGAACGAUCCAGAGACAAAAGAGGACUUAAAACAGAUCAGUAACUUGGCCAAGAUGUCUGACAUGCCAGAAAUGUCUGAGAUGUUUACUUCACUAUUCAGUGGUGGCUCUUCAGCCAAAGCAGCCAGUGCCAGUGCUAAAGCCAAACAAGUGAAAAAGAAGCAAUAGUGUCAUAAUUUAAUUGUAAAAUAUUUGUGAUGUAGGGAUAGAUUUUAUUUAUAAAUAAAAUGUGUUUACUUUUGUUAUAUUGUAGUCUUUGUUUU
Messenger RNA from Achroia grisella, 904 nucleotides. It is a transcript of the gene EMC7, whose product is annotated as ER membrane protein complex subunit 7. The record is from RefSeq and is a predicted model, not a curated record. The transcript has a single exon. The coding region runs from base 129 to 809 and encodes 226 amino acids. Gene Ontology annotation, molecular function: carbohydrate binding. Gene Ontology annotation, cellular component: EMC complex. NCBI's taxonomy places the organism in Eukaryota, Metazoa, Arthropoda, Insecta, Lepidoptera, Pyralidae.